Molecule: messenger RNA, 766 nt
Organism: Colletotrichum navitas
Lineage: Eukaryota; Fungi; Ascomycota; Sordariomycetes; Glomerellales; Glomerellaceae
Exons: 2
Coding region: 98-427 (109 amino acids)
Source: RefSeq, a predicted model, not a curated record
CUGUUGAUUGUUAAUACCCUGCUCUCUUUGAACCUAUUCUGCGCCACAAUCUGAGACCAUAUUGAUUACCACCAGAAUACGAGGAACCGACAGCACAAUGAGAAACACCAUAUUCACUCGAUUUCUCCUCCAGAUCUGCUUUGCCUUGCUGGCUGUCGCAGCACCUGUUUCUGACCCCGCGUUGGGAACAGCAGCUCACGGCAACACCUGGCAGUACGGCACCGGUGGCGGUAUUCUCGGAUUCAUUGUCCUGGUAUUGGACAUCAUUGUCUUCCUUGAAGUUCUGAAGUCCAACCGGCCUGUCAGUCACAAGGUUCUUUGGUGUCUCGUGGUCUUCCUCUUUCCGAUCGUUGGUAUGGUCAUCUAUUGGCUGUUUUCGAAUCGCGCUGCCCAUAACUCUCGGUCUGGAUAUGACCCUAUCGCCUAAAAGGAAGAAUGAACCCUCCCAUAUGGACCAUACAUAAGCCAUUUUUGCGCUACUUUUCUGUAGUGAAUACGGCAAAUCAAUACUGAAGUGGAGGACGCAUUUCAAAUACGGUUGCUGGGUCUAUGAUGUCCUGAGAUAAUAACCCUAAGCAAUCUGUCAUGGGUUGUGCAUGCAUAGAUGAUGGAGGUCUGAGUUAAGAUAUACUAAUCUUAUAAUGGAAAUAAACUACUGUGAAUUCGCUCCUUUCUCAUCGAAUUUUCGUCAAUUUGUCGUUUCAGUAUCAGAUUUGCCUAUUAGGCAGUCCAUCAGUAUUGACGAUGGCAAUAACAUGUUUUGGCA